GGUCGAGUUAACAUUCCUUUUGGACGUACGACAUGGCGGAAGGCGCACAGACUCGGCAGAGUACGGGCAUAAAAUUAUCAAAAAGCCAUAUUAUAAAAAGCAUCGAAGCAGUCAAAGCACUGACGAAUGAUCAGCGAAAGAGUAAAAAUGCCUUAUUUGAAGACGAGAGUGACGCGAUUCUUCUGCAGGUGACCUGUAUCAAAAUUCCAAAAACACCCACGCGGCAGUUGAGGAUGCUGUUACCAAACUCCAUUGUCUCAGCUACAGACGAUGUGGCACUCUUUGUACCAGAUCUACAACGAGGUCGAAGAAAAGACUAUGAACCGACGGUUGUUCACUAUCAGACUUUACUUAAAAAGUGUGGAUGCACUAGAAUAAAGGAUGUUAUACCCAUGAAUCGGGUAAGGAAUGAGUUCGAUCAGUACGAGUUAAAAAGAAAACUCUUAGGAAGCUACGAUUUCUUUUUGAUCGAUGGAAAAAUAGCUGGCCAUGUGUCGCAUAUGCUUGGAAAACAUUUUUGGAAGAAACGCAAAUUACCUACACCUGUUAAAAUGCAAAGUAAAGACCUAAAAUUAGAAAUUGACAUUGCUCUCCAAAAGACUUCCAUGCAGCUUCAUUCACUGGGUAAUAGUCAUGUCGUUCAAAUUGGUCACACUGCAAUGAUGGAUGAACGAAUUCGUGAUAAUGUUAUUGCCACGUGUAAACAACUAGCCAAAUACUAUCCUGGUGGAUGGAAAAAUAUACGAUCCAUACAUAUUAAAACCCCAAAAAGUUUGGCUGUGCCCAUUUACUUUACUACCAGAUGCAAAAAUUUGGUGAAAGUGCCAGUUGUAGAACCAAGACGACCGAAAGCAUAUGAAACGGUUGAAGGUGAAUUGACGACAUUGUCUAGCAAUGCUAAAGUGGCUCUUACACCAGAAGGAGACAUCAGAGUUUAUAAACGAAUUAAGAAAAAAUUCUAUCGAAAGAAAGACUAACUCUUACACGAUGCUCUGCAUCAUUUACCUAGAUGGUAUUAUUCCAUGGGUUAUUUAUAAUUUCUUAAUUGUCAUCUUUAAUUUUUUUGUAACUAAAAUUUGUAAGAACCUA
Messenger RNA from Orussus abietinus, 1089 nucleotides. RefSeq names its product ribosomal L1 domain-containing protein CG13096. The record is from RefSeq and is a predicted model, not a curated record. Bases 33 to 977 code for a protein of 314 amino acids. NCBI's taxonomy places the organism in Eukaryota, Metazoa, Arthropoda, Insecta, Hymenoptera, Orussidae. The transcript has 3 exons.